CACAUUGACAGAUAUCGUUCCAUACGCAACGUGUCAACAGCAGUUGUCAGAGAAAAUUUUGUUUUCAUUGCUAUCGGGAAAUCGUUCGCGUAUGGUAUUUUUCGAAUACUCUGUCGAUUUUCUGAAAAUAAAUUCUACAGAUUCUAACAAAUCGAAUAGAGGGCCUCAAGAAACUAGUGAAUAAUAAUUACUCUCAAACUCCCCCAUUUGGAACUGAAACAAUGGCCUCUAAAGUAACAUUCAAGAUCACACUUACCUCGGAUCCGAAGCUACCGUUCAAAGUGCUCAGCGUCCCAGAAGGUACCCCUUUUACGGCUGUGCUGAAGUUCGCCGCCGAAGAGUUCAAGGUACCCCCAGCAACUAGUGCCAUCAUCACCGAUGACGGUAUCGGCAUCAAUCCCCAGCAAACGGCCGGCAACGUGUUUUUGAAGCAUGGUUCCGAGCUGAGGUUAAUUCCCCGGGAUCGUGUUGGUAGUUGCUAGCUUAUGUUUAUUUUUGGUUCCAUUUCUUAUGCGUUAUGAUAUAAUAUGUUAGGGCAAAAUUUGGUUGCAAUAAUCGCAUUUGUUCAUUUUUCGAAGCUUGUACGAUGUAUGAUUCACAUGAAUUUUACUAGAUUCUAGCUUAAUCGAUUGUAUAUUUACAGCAACAGCAGGAAAAAAAUAUAAGACUAUGCAAGACAGUAGCCAAUUGUA
Uranotaenia lowii is the source of this 692-nucleotide messenger RNA. It is a transcript of the gene Ufm1, whose product is annotated as ubiquitin-fold modifier 1. The record is from RefSeq and is a predicted model, not a curated record. Lineage: Eukaryota; Metazoa; Arthropoda; Insecta; Diptera; Culicidae. The transcript has 3 exons. Gene Ontology annotation, cellular component: nucleus; cytoplasm. Gene Ontology annotation, biological process: protein K69-linked ufmylation. Bases 222 to 482 code for a protein of 86 amino acids.